Messenger RNA from Jatropha curcas, 1384 nucleotides. RefSeq names its product Mitochondrial substrate carrier family protein. NCBI's taxonomy places the organism in Eukaryota, Viridiplantae, Streptophyta, Magnoliopsida, Malpighiales, Euphorbiaceae. The record is from RefSeq and is a predicted model, not a curated record.
CUCUCACGUGGGAAGACCGGAAGAGUAUACGGUGUCAUUUGCCGAAUUAGUAUAUUAUCGCAGUAUUCAUUUCUGUUUCUUCAUUGGGAAGAGGAAAGUUGCGAUCCAGGAAAUCAGGACCAUGAGCCACUCAGGUUCCAAGAGUUCGUCGCUUUCAGAAUCUCUUGCUAAUGUCAAAGAGAAGCAGGCUUGGGCAGCCUCCCCGUCUAAAGUCUUCUAUCAUUUUGCCACCAGUGGAACCUCCGUCGCGGCUGCCACCGGCGUCACGCAUCCUUUAGAUGUACUCAAAGUUCGGCUGCAAAUGCAACUUGUGGGGCAAAGAGGUCCUUUGACUGGAAUGGGAGGUGUAUUUGUUCAUGUAUUGAAAAAUGAAGGGCCAAAGGCUUUAUAUCAAGGAUUGACGCCUGCUUUAACAAGGUCAAUUCUUUAUGGAGGUCUCCGUUUAGGGCUUUAUGAACCCUCAAAGCAUGCCUGUGAUUUGGUUUUUGGGUCCACCAAUAUAUUGGUCAAGAUUGCAUCAGGAGCAUUUGCCGGUGCAAUUGCCACUGCGCUGACCAAUCCAAUUGAAGUUCUGAAGGUUCGGUUACAAAUGAACAAAAACCAGAGUCAAGGAGGACCAAUUGCAGAAAUGCGUAAAAUUGUUUCUGAAGAGGGAAUUAGAGCUCUCUGGAAGGGGGUUGGCCCUGCCAUGGCCAGAGCUGCUGCUUUGACUGCAUCACAACUAGCAACAUAUGAUGAAACCAAGCGGGUUCUCAUUAGAUGGACACCUCUGGAAGAAGGAUUUCAUCUACAUCUAGCCUCAAGCACAGUAGCAGGGACAGUGAGUACCCUUGUAACUGCACCAAUGGAUAUGAUUAAAACUCGCCUCAUGCUUCAAAGGGAAUCCAAGAGAGUUGGGGGCUAUAAGAAUGGAUUUCAUUGCGGAUAUCAGGUUGUGCUUACAGAAGGCCCUAGUGCACUUUACAAGGGGGGAUUUGCAAUUUUUGCAAGGUUGGGACCUCAAACUACAAUUACAUUUAUACUGUGCGAGAAGCUACGUGAACUUGCUGGAUUGAAUGCCAUCUAGCAAUGGUAUUGUCUAUCUAUGAUCCCUUGCAGUCUUUUACUGUGCUUUUGUUUUGAAGUGCCAAAGAGCUGCCUUCGCUGCUAGCAAGUCACAAAUGAGGAGAAUUUAUUAGUUUGUUCUUACAAUGACUUAUUUAUAAGGCCAUUCUAAUACAUCAAUUUUCAUGGAAGGGGGUCCAUUUAUUCAAUAAAGUUGCAGACUUGUAGUAUGAUUGAUUUUUUGCUCAAUCCCGCAUUUGUUUCUGGGGAAUGUGUUGUUGUAUUUACACAUUGUUGUAUUAUGUGGAGAUAAUAAAUUUAUUUAGUUUUUCUGCAAAAA